Molecule: messenger RNA, 891 nt
Organism: Porites lobata
Lineage: Eukaryota; Metazoa; Cnidaria; Anthozoa; Scleractinia; Poritidae
Source: the annotation of a GenBank genome assembly
AUGUUUUCUUCAUCCGAGUGCAUCACCUGGUUUGCUGUAUUCCUUGCCGUGUGUGUUGCUAUAGUAACAGUGAACCUUAUAUCAAUUGCUCUUUUCAUAAAAAACCGCAGUCUUCGCACUCGUGCCACGUACCUAGUUAUAAACCUGACCAUAGCUGAUAUGUUUGUCGGAGGAUUUUAUCUCCCCGUUCCAUUUGUAAUCUUAUCAUGCUUAUGCGACAUUGUGAAAAUGAACUUAAGCCAGGAACUGUUAGUACUGUUAGUGAUAAUUUUCUUUCUCAAAAUCUGGUUUCUUCUGACCUCUCUAACAAACAUUGCAGUGAUUUCAUUAGAUCGGUUGCAUGCAACAAUUCGUCCCUUCAGGCAUCGCCUCAUCAAAAAGUGGGUCUACGGGGUAACAAUUGCUGGUGUCUGGGUUUUAGCUGCAAUGGUAACUGCCAUGUGCUUAAUUCCACUACUUCGAUUUAGAGAAUAUUUAUUUGGUAUUUACUUUACGCAAUCAUACUGUUGUUUGUGUCUAUUUGUUAUCUGUGUUUCUUACUCCAUCAUUAUUGUUAAAUUUUUGUGUGGAGCGCAUCCCCAGCACCAUGGUGCAGCCAACAGAGAAAGGAAACUGACCGUAACAUUAUUCAUAACGACUAUCGUAUCCUUACUGAUGUGGCUACCAUAUGCGGUUUAUACUUUUGUUUUUCUUGGUAUCGUGAAAUUCCUUUCUUUCCAGGAAUUAGAACUACAUUUGCACUUUUCUUUAACGAUUCUAUAUUUGAUGAACUCGCUUGUUAAUCCCGUCGUUUACACAAUCAAAAUGCCAGAGUUCAGGAAAGCUCUCCUGCUGUUAUUUAAACGUCAACGAAGACAAAAUGCCCAAGUUAUUCCUCUUCAUGCGCUUUAA